AUGGCUGAAUGGUGCGCUGAGAAUUUACGCGACUGUCAGGCUUGGAAAGCGGAAGGUAUUCAAAUUUCAACCACUUCCAAUGAAGCAGCACGUUUAUUUGACGCUCUUUUACGUCAAUACGUUUCGUGGAGUGACUGUGCACAAUUAGGUGGAAUGGAUCAAACGCUUCGAAUAAUGCUUGAAGCAGAGCCAAAUGCUAUAAUGAGUCGAGUAAUCUCAUUGGGUUUGGAAGUGAUGGGAACAGGUCGAUCGAUACGAUUAGAUCAAAAUUAUCGCAAUCAAUUAAACCAAUUGUUAAAUGAUGCAACAAAAUAUGGUACCAUAUAUGAGAGAAAUCAUGCUAAAGCUAUCCAUUUGUUUGCUAAUGAUAAAAUGCUAGCAGCAUGUGAAGAAUGGGAAAAAAUUUUGAAUGAAAUACCAAAUGAUUUGUUGGCGUUAAAAUUUGCACAAGACGCAUACUUUUAUUUGGGUAAUAAACAAUGUAUUCGAGAUAGUAUUGCCCGGGUAAUACCAAAAUGGAAAUCAACAACACCGUGUUAUAGCUACCUUUAUGGUAUGUAUGCAUUUGGCCUGGAAGAAUGUGAGCAGUACGAUGAAGCUAAGAAAUAUGCCAAGAAGGGACUUGAAUUGAAUAGACAUGAUGGUUGGGCAACACAUGCUUUAGCACAUUGUAUGGAAAUGAAUGGUUGUGUGGAAGAAGGUAUUCGUUUUAUGGAAUCAACUGAAACCGAUUGGAAUAAAUGUUCCUUACUUGCAUGUCAUAAUUACUGGCAUACUGCACUUUAUUACAUCGAACUUCAAAAAUAUGAUGAAGCAUUAUCAUACUACGACAGAGAGAUUGGAAAUCGUACAAAAAGUGAUGCAAUGCUGGACAUUGUUGAUGCAUCUUCAAUUCUUCUUCGCUUCGAAAUGGAAGGUAUAUCAGUUGGUGAUCGUUGGAAAGCUCUUCUACCAGUUGUUAAAUCACAUCUGAACGAUCAUAUAUUAGCUUUCAAUGAUGCACAUAUUCGUAUGGUUAUUGAAGGUUGUGAUGAUAAGACAAUAAGAAAGGAUCACUGUGACAGCAUUGCAAAUUUUAUAGAUGACAGUAGUGGUGACAACAACGAUCGAACUCGAAAUUUCGGAAAAUCUAUCUGUGAUGCGAUAACUUUUUAUUACAGCGGUGAUUAUCAUAAAGUUGUUCAGACAUUAGCACCCAUACGACACAAUGUGUACAAUAUAGGUGGCAGUAAUGCACAGCGUGAUGUAUUCGCACAAUUGCUUAUUCAUAGCGCUCUUUCGUCAACAGAAAUGGAUGAUCACAAGCUUGGAAAGAUAAUAUUGGACGAACGAAAUACAAUAAAAAAGAAUUCAACUCUAGGUCAAAGAUUACUGUACAAAUAUGAUUGGUUGAAAGAGAAUUAA
This is a messenger RNA of Brugia malayi, 1404 nucleotides long. RefSeq lists its product as uncharacterized. Gene Ontology annotation, molecular function: protein binding. NCBI's taxonomy places the organism in Eukaryota, Metazoa, Nematoda, Chromadorea, Rhabditida, Onchocercidae. The coding region runs from base 1 to 1404 and encodes 467 amino acids. The record is from RefSeq and is a predicted model, not a curated record. The transcript is spliced from 12 exons.